CAUAAUAUUUUGAGAUUAGUACGCAAACGGACUGUAUUAUCGGAGGCAAGGGUUGAGCAUAUAUUUCCCUUAGACGACACACACUUUGAUACGGGCAUGCUCUUACUGAGAGCUCGAGCAGGCUGAGUUGACCGCGUGGUUUGCUGUUGAGACUCGCGUCUGUUUCACCCGCCGUUCGACACGCACUCACUGGUCGACGUGCACGCGCCGCGCGUCCCUUCUCCGGCCUUGUCGAGAUCUAUCCGACGUCGGCGAAAUAUCUCGACGUACAUGAUAUAAAGACAGAACAUGUGAGGAGACACUGCCUGAAUGCAGCAUAGAAUUCAUUCCAGUUUCUGCUUGGCUUGUUUGGUGUCAUGCUAUGCCGAUCAGAGUGAGCACAGGGCUGAGCCCAGAGCAGAGGACGCACGGACAGUUUAGGAUGCUGAAAGAUCAGACAUAACUUCAGGUAAAAGAUUGCAGCUCUUCAGAUGACUUCUUCAGUCACAUGGCUGUUCCACAUAAUCAGGCCAUAAUGGUGCUUCAUCAAGAGGGCACAACUACAUCUACAUUGGUACCUCAGACUUCUGCUUGUUCACUUUUUGUUGUUGUCAACCAGCUUCAUCCUGGUGGUACAAGGCAGGAAAAGCAAUCUUUGUUUGCUAGUACGGAGGCCAGCCCUUUGGCAAAACCCACUUUUGGCUCAUGUGUACAAAGCUUCAAUAAAGUCUCGUCCAUGUCUUUGUCAACUAUGGCAGCUACCAACACCAGUAACCAGCUAUGUAAUUUGCCAGCAGAAUCUACAUGCCAAGGCAUCACAGUGACUUUGGACAACAAUAACAUGUGGAAUGAGUUUUUCAGAUGUCAGACUGAAAUGAUUCUAACCAAGCAAGGUCGUAGAAUGUUUCCCUGUUGUCGUUUCCGCAUCUCUGGAUUGGAACCUUUCCAGAGGUACUCCUUAGUAAUGGACAUGCAACCAGUGGAUAACUACCGUUACAAAUGGAGUGACAGACGAUGGGAGACCAAUGGGAAAGCUGACCCACAUAUCACACGCUCCUUUGUACAUCCUGACUCACCUGCUACAGGUUUAGCCUGGAUGCAAAAUCCUGUUUCUUUUUACAGACUAAAGCUUACCAAUAACCCAAUAGACCGAGAGGGCCAUAUUAUCAUAAACUCUAUGCACCGGUACAUUCCUCGUCUUCACAUUAUUCCUGAAGAUAAAUCAGUGGAUGCAAUUCAACUAGACAGCCCUGAUGUUGUAACAUUUAGUUUUGCUCAGACCGAGUUCUUUGCUGUCACAGCUUACCAGAAUUUGUCCAUCACCCAGCUGAAAAUUGAUUACAACCCUUUUGCAAAAGGUUUUAGAGAUGAUGCUAACAACUCUCGAGGUGGCAAGCCCAAGAAUGCUACUUCCACUGAAAAACUAGACAGUGAGGUCAAAUCCAGCAAGGAGGCUACAACUUUGAAUAAUCUCAAGUCCUUGUUUGCAAAGAUAAAUGCUUCCGAAAAAGUCUCUACCAAUGGGGAUCUUAAACCUGUUAGUUGCGAUGGGCCCAGGAGAGAUGAGCCUGAGUGCUCCGGCAGCAACAUGAAGCGUCCAUGGCCAGGGGGGCUGUCCGAACUAAUUAAAGGUGCUCAUGUUAAGGUAAAAAGGAUAUCCCUUGAGAAAGUCCACAAUAGCAGUAGCCAGGAAACCAAUCUUGACAGUCUGGCUUUAAAAGAGAAUAAUAUGGAUGUUGAUUCUAAGGACUGUUUAUCUGAAAACAUUCCAAUCCCAGAUGAGGCAAAGGAACCAGUACCGUUUUCAAAAGGCACAGACUUUAAAACCACAACCGAGACAUUUUCUACAAUUGGCAUACAAGAUAAACUGAAUGAAACUGCUUCUGACACACCCUCAGAUGACAAUGAGGCCACGGUAUUCAGUGAUGAAAAGCUAAGGAACGAUAGAAGUGUUGAGGAAACUUCACCGAGUGACGUCAAACCUCUCGACUGUGGAGAAGUGAAGAAAAAGCGGGCUGAGCCUGUUCCACUGCCACUUCUCGCUUUAUUUCUACAGCAAUUGAAGUCAAAAACAAGGCCCACUAGAACAAAACCUAAAUCUGAAGCUUGUGGUGUGCCAUCACAGUCUAAUAAAUCCUGUUGUGACACUCCAGCUGCUGAAAACCAGUCAUCCUCUCCAGAAUCUUUUACCGCUUCUCUUAACACACAAUUAAAGAUACAACCAGCAGCCUCCCCAACUCCUCAAGACAUUACAUCGUCCAUUUCAAGCACUGAAGAUAAAACUGUCUCACCAGAAAGUUCAGCCACUGAUGCCAUUGCUGCUGUGACAGUCAGUGUGGUCUGUGAUAAAAUGCCCACACCUAACGAAGUUUCUGACACUACCUCUGAGUUUGCACAUAAUGUCAAACCCAACACUAGUCUUUCAGACACCAGACAUGACAUUUCCUCUGACUGUUUACCUAGCUGUGAUCCAAAAGCUUCUCCAGCCACCAUACCUCAUGCUCCCAAUAAUGAUCUUGUGCAAAAUGAUGUCAAUACUGACAAGUCCACCACAGAGUCUGCUCAUGAUACCUGUCCAGUCCCAUGUCCUGAGUCUGUUCCAGAGGCUGUUCCACAGUCCCAAUCUCCAGGAGUCAAAACCCCAUCUUCACCAUCUUGUGCAAUGUCUUCCCCAUACAUAUCUGCUCCUUCCUCCCCUGAUCCAUUUCCACCAAGCAUGUUCUCUGAUAGACCCAUACCUCCUAGAAAGGCACUUGAGUCUUUUCCACUUGGCUUAUUACUCGAUAGACCAAGAUCAGUAAUGGAGUUUGCUGAUCCAUUAGCAAACAAAAUGUUUGCGAGACCCACUCCACAAGGAAAUGCAAGUCCGUCUGUUUUUAAUGUCCCUAGUGAAGUGAAGUGUCCUGCAGUUUCCCCUGACCCUUGUGAACCAAAUGAAGCAAAACAGUCCUCAAAUACUAGUAAAGGUAUAAAACUCAAAGGAAAACAAAAGAAAGGGGGAAAGUCAAAGUUAGGGGAAGAAACAGAAGUGAUGGAAGGCACAAUUCCUGUCCCCAUGCAGCCCAACCUUGAAGACGUGGAGGGUCAGUUGUUUGUUUCCUUCAUGUCAAAGAAAGCACUUGAAAUUCACCUUGGAGAUGAAGCUAAAGAAGAGAUUUUACAAAAAAUGGCAAAAAUCCCUGAUGGUGAAGUCUAUGAUGAAAAGGAAAGUAUUGACGUACUUGAAAAGGUCCUUCUGCGUGAUUUAAAAAAUAUGAAACACAGACAGGUCAUUCAUCCAGUUCUGCAAGCAGUUGGUCUGAAGUUACACCUUUUGGAUGUUACAUUAUCUAUUGAUCUACAGUAUCUGGGUGUAUGUUUACCUAUUCCUCCACCUGUACCCUUACCCGAGGGAAGCUCAGGGACUUCCUCAUCACAAGUUCAUUUUGUUUCUAGGACAGGGAAAACCAGUGACAUCACCAAAAUUAAAGGCUGGAGAGAGAAGUUUUCCACACCAAGUUCUUUGUCUGUUGCUGGAGUCACCACAUCCUCAGAAACGGGACAAAGGAACCUGUCUGCUUUCUGUAGUGACAUGCUUGAUGAGUACCUGGAAAGUGAAGGCAAGCUUAUUGAUGAGCGAGCUGCCAGUUUCUCGCAGGCUGCUGUUACUCCUGUGGCCUACCAGCUUCCCACCAAGAGCACAAGCUAUGUUCUUACUCUUGACAGUGUUUUAAAAAAGCAGGCACUUCCAUCAGCGACAGCUCUUCCCAAACCUUCUGGAACAUCCAAAAAAACUGCACUGACCUCAAAAAGUAAGGAAGCUGUUCUAGAGGUAAGAAAGAAGAAAUCCAUUAAAAUCCCAGUUUCUAGCAAAGACAAGAAAUCAGGGGGAAGCUCUUCCAGGAAAUCCAAAAAGUCUGAUACUUCCAAACCAGUACCUAGUGUGCCGGCUGCUUCCUCUGACUUGUCGCAAAGCAAAACGAACCUUAAAAUUAAGACCAAGAAGGGAUCCAAGACCUCUUUACAGAAAUCUGACAAGCUUGUUAAGGAUGGUGUGCCAGUAGUUCCUGCAAAACAGAACACUCCCAGUUCCCCAGGUUCAAACCUGGCAGCAGGACGCAGUUCCAGUCUACCUAAAACCCUAGUUAAACUUAGGGAUGUGGAGGAUGGUGCAGUCUGGGAAGGGAAGAACCGUACCUAUAUCACAGUGGAACGGGCAGCCAUUGCUUUAUCCUGUCUUGUUACAGCAGAGGGUACAAUAGGAGGAAGCCCUUCUACUGUCAUAAAACGCCGUGCACCACCUUGCCUAAAUGACUUCUGCCGGUUAGGGUGUGUGUGUGCUAGUCUUGUUCAGGAGAGAAGGCAGCAACAUUGUGGCAAAGCCCAGUGCAUGCUGGGUUGUAACUGCCUUAGACGCAAAGUAGUACUUUUGAAAAACGGCGACACAGAUGAGGCAUCUGGAGGUCCGUAUUAUGAGAAAGAAAAUGGAAGCAAAUUAAAAAAGAAGAAAAACCGUAUAUCUUAUUUUCUUUCAGGUCCUGAUGCAGCUCCUGAGCCAGUCCUUCAUGUAAAAUCAUUAUGGGAUCAACAAAAUGACUUGGAUUCAGAGCAACUUUAUAUUCCUCUUCCUGCUAAGCCCCUUCAUCAACCAGUGUCGUCAGAUUUGCAGAAAGACUUUGAGAACUUUCUUCGUCCUUCAGCUAACCGUAAAGCUGUUGAUGGGGAAGGUUUGAGCAAAGUAAAAAAUCAAGAUGGUCUGGACUGUGCACGUGUGAGGCCAUUCUGUUGGAGAAAACAUUCUCCCUGUAGACAAAAGCAUGCGAAGGAAAGUCCUCCAAGUCCACAGGACCCAAUGAAAGAGAUAGAGGAAGGGGAACUUCGGCCACCCACUCAGUCUGGUCCUAUCAAACGUUUGGAAAUAGUGUCUAAAUGCAAGUGGGGAACAGAAGGCAGCCGAAAUAUCGUCCUGCGUACAGUGUGUGAGCAUAUGGCACAGGACCGUCUGAAGCACCCAUUCUGGAUUGGCAAGUUCCAUAUCCAACCCACAGCCAAGACCAUAACGGAGACAGAUGAAGGUUCCAUCGUUACAUAUAAAGUUGUCGUCUCCCAGCCAUACUUGGAAGAGAGUGAAGAGAAGAAAAAGGAGGAAAUGAUAAAGCAGCUAGAAGCUCGUUUGAUUGAGACCAUAGGAAAAAGUGAGGUGAAGGGCCUCCCUCUUCUCUCUCCAGUCACUCCUGCAGGUUUGCUAAAGGCUGAUAAAAAACCUUCUGGUGCCCUGGGCCAGAUAAUGGUCAAUGGAAAGCUAUACCCACAAGCAAAACUAGAACUGGGCCAGAUGGGGGCUUUGCACCCUGCAAACAGAUUGGCUGCAUAUAUUACAGGACGAGUGUGUGUGGCUAACAAACUUGACCCUAAGACUGUUACCACAGCCACCAAAGCUUCUCUUACGACUCCUUUCACUCCUACCAGUGCGGCUGCAACAGCUGUUACCCACACACUUUCUUCAGCUGCAACAUUGUACAACUCCAGAGUGGAUGAGCAGUUUGAGAUCAGCAGUUUAAAUUUGCUGCAGAAAAAGUCAGCCAGUACUAGUGCAUUACCAAUGCAGAGCAAAGUUAAAAACCCUAUCCUUCCUUCUUCGUCUGUGUUGACUGGGUCCACCGGGAUAUUGGAGUCGAUUAACUUGUCUCCAGCUUUCCAUGCAGCACCUGUAACUGGCACUACAGAUGGCUCCAUCCAAGUGGUUAAGGCAGUCCCUGGAUCAGCUGUAUCAGAGAAGACUUUUGUGCUCAGUGGUACUGGAUCAAAUGUUGCGCUUUCUGGUAGUGAAAUCAGAUUGGUGCAGCCUCUAACAUCUACUGGCCCAGCUCCUCCAGGCCAGAAGAUGGUGAUGUUUAAGGCAGCUAAUUCUGAUGGCCAAGUAAUCCAUUUUUUGCCUCUCAGUCAAAUAAAGGCUCUCAAUCCCAACAUUGUCCUAAAUUCUCAGCAAUCCACUCUUAUCCGUUUACCAACCCCCAAUCAUGUCCCUCUGAGUAAGCCUCAACCCUCCACAACUGUUGCUUCACUCACAGAGCCUUCUUCUGCUUCACAAGCUCAGAAUAUUGCCCCAGUGCACAGUACCACUCCAUACACCUCCUCGAAUGCAACUGCAAAACCAGUCAGCUCUCUCACUGAUCCAAAGACCUUGUUGGUUUGUAACAAACCCAGUACAGUAAAAAUUAUACCAGGAUUUCUACGGGAUUCCACCACAACCACUUUAAGAAUUAUACCUCAAAGAGUUUUUAAAGAGAUCAAAGUAGUUAAAGAUCCCAGAAACACAUCUUUAGUGUCCUUAGCUCAAAGCUCUUCACAGGGUCGCCCUGCAAAUCAAGGCUCACAGCUCACUUCCCAAAACUGCUUAACCCAUAAGAUUCUGAAAGACCCUGAAAAAGUGGACAGUCCUGUGCACACCAUUUCUACAACCACCAAGGAAGCCUGUAAAGAAGAUUCCCAGAGCUCCAAAAUGUCACUUGAAAAUGUGGUUUUUACAGACCACUCGUACUCCUUUGAAAAGAAGAAGACGAGCCCAUCGUCAAUGAAACCUGUUGAUCUUUCUAAUGAUACCUCUAAUCCCUCAAACCGCUCUACAGAUCACAUGCUCCUCAAGGACGCGCUGGAUUUGGGUCCUGUUGAAGAGGGUUACGAUACCAGUGGUUCUGACUUGUCCACUGAGAGUGGUAGUGAGUCUAAGGCAUAUCUGGUGGCAGAUGAAGUCGAUUCAGAUUGCACAGAAUUAACAGAAGAUUCAGACAUGUAUAACGACUGCAGUCAGUCCAGUGACAAGGAGGAUCUGUGUGCAGCCAGUGAAUCUGAUGGAGAAGCAAUGAAUAAGAAGACACAAGGCUCUGUUGAGGCGCAUGCACAGGAUUUGAAUGAGAAGGAUGAUGAUGAGCUGGUUGAUAUAGAAACGUUUGACCCGGGAGCUGAGAAAAGCCUUGCGCACCCUGAGCAGAUGCAACAUGACAGCUUUCAAGAUCAGUCGUCAGACGAGGAGAAUGAAAAUUUGAUUAAAAUUCGCAAGAGGAAGGAUGAGAAGAUGAGACGCAUUACACUGAGUAAUAGUUUUCGAAAUCUGCAGCAGACUCUUAAUUUUGAAAAUACUAAAGUUCCCAAAAUAACCUUACUGUCACAGGCCCUGAAAGAAAUUCAUUCUCUUACAAAACGAAGAGAUUCUCUGGUAAAAAUGCGGGACAAGAUGACACAGAAAAGAUCUUACUACAUUGAAAUGGCAUCCGUGUUAUCUGGAAAAAAUAAAGAAUCCAUCUCUCAGAAGUUGGAUGAAAUUAUUGCGAACCAAAAAUCUGCAAAGAUUGAUGACAAAGCAUAUAAUCUUAACCGCAAAAAGAGAGUUCCCACGCAUUCUCAGACAAAGGCCGACACAAAACAGAAGAAAAAAAUGAGGGGAAAAGUUGAACACAGCACUAACAAACAGAAACAUCUCGGAGUCCAGGAUCUAAGAACAGAAAAUGUCAGAUCUAAGCAGAAAAUGACUGCUGCCAUACCUGGUCAGCUAGACAAAACACUUAACACUUGCCCAACACCAGACAGACAACUGAGAAAAUGUCCUUCACCCAUUCUAGUACCACAUGACAAAACAAGGCCCAACAUCCUGUCCCACAGCAAGUCUCAAACUCCAACUGAAAAUCAAGUGCUUGUUCAAGUGAUUCCAAUGGUGAACACAGGAGUGCCAUCCAAUCAAACCAUUACCAUAAGUAACCCUCUUCAGCCCAUUGACAUAAGUCAUUUGGGGGAAAGGCAGUCAACAACACCAGGUGUUGCAGCUGUGUCCAUAUCUAUUCCUUCCAUCUCACAUUCUCUAAAUGUAGAGAAUCCACUUCCUGUAUUGCAGCCACAAGUCCUUAAACUGGCCAACAGCUCUGUUAACACACCAGGUGAUACUAUAAACCUCCCCAAGAUUUCCAGUGUGGUUUCUUUGGUACCGUCAGAAAAGCUGCUAUUUACACCUCCAGCUGCCACAGUUAUGCACAGACAGGCAGUAUGUAGCUCUUCAGCUGGGGAAGCUCUAGAGAAUCCCUCUUCUGCUGAAGUCCCUUCUGUGGAAGAGAAGAGACACCUGGAUAAACAGCUCCAAGAGGUUUUGCCAACAAAAACGGAGCCUGAUGCCAAGGUCAAGAUAGACGGUGAUAAUAAAAAGGAAAAGGAAGAUGAGAGAAACGCUCGUGAACCUGAGCAAGAUGACGACCGUCUGAUGUCGUUACUUGAUGAGCUUGUUUUCCUCAAUCAGACUUCUGAACCACAAGAAGAUGCUACAAGUCUUAUGGGGGCAGGAGAUGAGCUGACAGAACUGUUUACUAAUAAAGAGCCAGAAAUUGACAGAGAUGAUGAACGUUCUCUCAGUCCUCUGUUUCUCACACUAGAUGAGGAUCUCAUAACAUCACCUGCCUCAAAAGAUGUGGAGAUGGAUGAUAUUCCUCCUAAGGUAGAUGACCUUGUUAAGGUUAUAUUUGGUUCGGAGUCUCCUUCCAAUUCUUCAGAAUCAGAGAUUGUUGCAGCAGCCAGUGGUGAUGCUACUCGUGUUUCAAUAUGCCAUGCUAAACAUGAUGCUCCAACACCCCCCCCUUUACUUCAGAUGAAAACUGGAGGUUUUGCAACAGCGGACUCUCCAAAGGAACAGGCCAACUUGUCAUGGCGACCAAUGCCAAAGCUUGCUCCUCUCGGACUGAAGAUCCAGGAGACUGGGCACCCUAAAGCGAUUAGUCCUCAUGCCCCUAAAUCAGGCUUGAAACUGCCCAGUCUUCAUGGCACACAUUUAUGAGAACCACAUCAGGGAUAUUCAUAGUUUCACCUUAACUUGUACUGUAUAACUCAUGACAUAAAACUGUCGAUUUGUUUCUUAGCACAUUUCAUUAUAUCCUGAUUUAACAAGAACUACCUGUUGUGCCUCUAGUUGAUCCAAAGACGUUUAUUUGCCCUUUUCUAAGUGCAAAUAGAUUUUAUGAGGGAAAUUGUUAAUCUUCCUUAUGUUUUAGAGGAAAAGAAAAAAGCAUUACAAUAAGCAAAGUGACUAUAGUUUUGUGUAUAGUAAUGUAAAUGCUGUAAAAAGCUAAUGCUUAUGCAGGAAAGUUGAAUAUUAAACUGUAUAGUAUCAGAUGCCUAUGCCUUAUAUGGGGCAUGCCAUUUUACCCAUUGGAUGUGAUUAAAACAACAAAAAUCA
Molecule: messenger RNA, 9172 nt
Organism: Clarias gariepinus (North African catfish)
Lineage: Eukaryota; Metazoa; Chordata; Actinopteri; Siluriformes; Clariidae
Gene: mgaa
Product: MAX dimerization protein MGA a
Exons: 26
Coding region: 488-8773 (2761 amino acids)
Biological process (GO): cell fate specification; positive regulation of DNA-templated transcription; regulation of transcription by RNA polymerase II
Cellular component (GO): nucleus
Molecular function (GO): DNA-binding transcription factor activity, RNA polymerase II-specific; protein dimerization activity; RNA polymerase II cis-regulatory region sequence-specific DNA binding
Source: RefSeq, a predicted model, not a curated record